AUGAGUAGUUUUAAUGGUAACCACAACGUUGACAUUGUGGGAAAAGCUCACUCCACUUUGGAUAACUUCACCGCUUUCAUCAUGAGUGACUCUGAGUGCCGGCAAAUGGAGCAGCAAACAGCCAUCCUAACAUUUUUCCGGAGCUUAUCAGAGGAACAAAGUGUGGAUAUAAUGCUAGAAGAUGCUGAGCUGAGUUUCAAUCAAAAGAAAAAUGGGGAUAUGACUUUUGAUGAUACUCUGGAGCAGAAAAUAGACUCCUUAUCGUAUGUUAUAUUGCCUGUUAAAGAAAAGAGAAUGAGCUCUAAUGAAGAGGGACAUAUAAUUAUGAAGGAGGCAGGAAAUUACUCAACAGAGGAGGAGAGGAAUCACCUUAACCAAAUAGAGCAAGGUGUUGAUAGAAUAAAUACUGGGCAAAGCACAGCUGUAAACACUGAAAACGCCUCCUCAGAGGAAAAUAAUGUCGAAAAACAUAUUUUUGCACCAAGUCAGGACUGCGAACAUGGCAACAAAGUUCACAGUUGCACCAAUGACUCGCAUGGAGGUUGUAACAUGGCAGAGAACUCACUGGAUCAAUGUGCCUUGUAUGAACCUUUGCAAUCAAAUUGUAAACACAUUUCAGCUGAGUGCACAAAUACUGAUUGUGACCAUGUUACACAAGUCGGUGUUGAGCAGGGUGACACUGAAGGACCCAAUGAGGAGGUGACAAAAGCUUAUGAAAAUGUUCUAACUGCAGAUUUAAUAAGUAGCACUUUAAAAUGUAAUGAGGUGGGUUUUGACGCUGAGGAAUCUACAACCAAAACCGAACAUGAUAGGACUCAGACAAGACCUGCUGUCGAAGAAGAGGUUGAAUCAACAUCGGAGCAAGCUGUGGAGCAAUCAGGUGAUGAAGAGGACCAGACAAGUGUGGAAGAGGACAACAAAGAAGAAGAGAAAAGAGAUGUAUCUCCAGACUCCUCCACCCAGCCCCACCAUCCUCUAAACCAACAAGACGAUGACAAUAAACUUCCACCUGGAUCCAACUACACCAGAGCCACCUUCUCCCCAGGUUCCCCCACAGACAAGCCAAUACAGCUCCCUGCCCUCUUCAGUGGCCUGAGGGUCCUAAGGAAGGGAGUGGUGGGGCCUGAGCAUGACACCGUGUCCCAGAUCAAAUCUUCAUCUCAGGGAGCGAAGAGGGCCAUUUUUCAGGAGAAACAGGGGGACGGAAAGGUUCAGGGAAGCUUCCUGGAUCAAAUCUCCCAGCUCCUAAACCGGGAGAAAAAAGAGAAAGAGAAAGAGAAAGAGGAGAAACAGGAUGAGAGGUUAGAGGAAGUCUGCAGGGAGGAUGAUGAAGAUCAGGAGGACACAAGAGAGAAUGAGAAUGAGGAAAGUCAAGAGCAGGAGAAGGAAGAAGAAGACGUUGAAACAGAGACGUUUGAGUCUAUAAAACCUCCUGUGUCCGGUGCAGAGGCAGCCUUUGACGCCUUCAAGGCCUUCUUCACCCCAAAACCUUUGAAGAGGGACACAGAGGUGCUGAGAGCUCUUUUUGAGAAAAAGACACCAGUGAAGAAAACCCCAUCUGAUGGCAAAUCAGAAGCGUCCACCCCAGGAGAGGGAGAGGAACGAACGCCUGGUCGUCUACAAGCUGUCUGGCCACCGCUCAAAGAGGAAAAGGUUGGGCUGAAGUAUACAGAAGCAGAACACCAGGCCGAUCUUCUGCAGCUGAAGAGAGAAUGCAAAGAGGAGCUGGAGAAGUUACAGGAGGAUUAUGGCCAGGAGAUCUCCAGACUAAGGGUGGAAAACGAGGACAAUGCCGCCCGCCUGAAGUUCACCCUGUCCCAGCUGCAGACUAAGCACUCUCAGGUUGGGAGCCUUCAUCGUGGAGAGUUCAGAGACGUUGCUGUGUCCACGGCAGAUGACAUUUUACACAAAUCUUUCCGUAAUGUCUGCAUCCAGACAGACAGAGAGACCUUUGUGAAGACUCCUGAGGAUGGAGAGGGGACUGGGAGAGCUUGCACCAGCCCUCAGCAGCAGAGGGUGACCCCCAAAAAGCUAGACCUGGCUUCUAUCAGCUUGAGCCUGGCUGGCCAGCGUGAAGGCACAGUGUCUUCCUCUUUAUCAUCAGACCAUCCAUCUCGCACUCUUCUUCCCCCUCCUCCUCCUCCUCCUCCUCCACCUCCUCCUCCUGGAGUACUGCUACAUCCAUCAGAACAUCAACCAGCACCAGCAACCUGUCCAACCAAAACAAACAAUCUGCCCCCUCCUCCACCACCUCUGCCAUGUUUGUCAUCAACCGUGAACCACAUGCAACCAUCGAAUAACGCUCCGCCGCCACCACCUCCACCACCACCACCUCCACCCAUGCCAGGUUUAGCUCCCCCACCACCUCCUCCUCCAGCUGGGGUUUUUUUAAGUGAUAAACAUCCCAGGAAACCUCCAGUGGAGCCUUCACAACCCAUGAAGCCUCUUUACUGGACCAGAAUCCAGAUCCAGGAAAACAAUAACAACACGCUGUGGAAUGUUCUGGAGGAACCACAUAUAAUUAAUGCCGCUGAGUUCGAGGAUCUCUUCGCCAAAGCCACCACCAAGACCAAGAAGAAGCCGCUGUCAGAGGCCUAUGAGAAGAAAGCCAAAGCCAAGAAGCUCAUUAAGCUGCUGGACGGUAAGCGUUCUCAGGCUGUGGGAAUCCUCAUAUCAAGCCUCCACCUGGAGAUGAAAGAUAUACAACAAGCUGUGCUGACAGUGGAUCACUCUGUGGUGGACCUGGAGACCAUUGAAGCACUGUAUGAAAAUAGGGCUCAGCCUGAUGAGCUGGAGAGGAUCAAGAAACACUACGAGACCUCAGCAGAAGAGGAAGUUAAACUGCUGGACAAACCUGAACAGUUUCUGUACGAGCUCUCUCAGAUCCCAGACUUCGCCGGCAGAGCUCACUGCAUCAUCUUCCAGGCAGGAUUCAUCGACGGGAUCGCAUCCAUCCAAAGCAAACUCAACACAGUCUCCUCUGUGUGUAAGGCUCUGUUGGAGAACGAUGAUGUGAGGGAGGUGAUGGGACUGGUGUUGGCUCUGGGGAAUCACAUGAACGGUGGCAGCAGGAUCAGAGGGCAGGCUGAUGGCUUUGGACUCGACAUCCUGCCCAAACUCAAGGAUGUGAAAAGCAGGGAUAAUCGCAUCAGCCUGGUGGACUACGUGGUGUCAUACUACCUGCACAAUGUGGACAAGAAUGCCGGCACAGACAAGAGCAUAUUCCCCCUUCCUGAACCUCAGGACGUCUUCCUGGCAGCGCAGGUCGAGUUUGAUGACCUCAGCAAAGACUUGAGACAGCUGGGACGAGAUCUGACAAGAUGUGAAAAGGAUGUACAAAAGGUUUGCUCUGACUCUCCUGAAGAACACCUGCAGCCAUUUAAAGACAAGAUGGAGGCUUUUGUUAUCAGUGCACGAAAAGAACACGCUGAAGCUUCUUACGAGUUGAUGACUGCACAAAAAAGUUUUCAGGACUUGGUUCUGUACUUUGGACUGAAGCCUAAAUCGGGAGAGAAGCAGGUCAAGGCCGGUCAUUUCUUCAUGCUCUGGUUCGAGUUUUGCGCCGACUUCAAAGCCAGGUGGAAGAGGGAGAACAAGAACAUCUCUAAUGAGAGGCUGAAAGAGGCUCAGCUGUCUGUGAAGAGGAUCACAGGAGAGAAGAAAGUGGAGACCAGAAAGAUUAUCCCAAACAGUCUGAAAGAGCGACUGCGCCAGAAAGAAGCCAGCAUGUCUUCAGCUUAGAUUUAGGAGACUGAAAAAUAUACAACAAUUCUCACCAGCAUUUCAUAUAGCUCUUCUAUUUUUUUUUAUAUGUUCAUGAAUUGAUGCUAUUUACUAACU
Messenger RNA from Scomber japonicus (chub mackerel), 3840 nucleotides. It is a transcript of the gene fmn1, whose product is annotated as formin 1. Gene Ontology annotation, cellular component: endoplasmic reticulum membrane; nucleus; actin filament. The record is from RefSeq and is a predicted model, not a curated record. NCBI's taxonomy places the organism in Eukaryota, Metazoa, Chordata, Actinopteri, Scombriformes, Scombridae. Gene Ontology annotation, molecular function: microtubule binding. Gene Ontology annotation, biological process: actin nucleation. The coding region runs from base 1 to 3741 and encodes 1246 amino acids. The transcript is spliced from 17 exons.